Molecule: messenger RNA, 873 nt
Organism: Paramecium octaurelia
Lineage: Eukaryota; Ciliophora; Oligohymenophorea; Peniculida; Parameciidae
Source: the annotation of a GenBank genome assembly
AUGACUAAUUAAUAUAAAAUUUCUAAAUAUCAACUACAACGAAUUCGAAAGCAAGCUUAAGAGGAUGCUGAAUUAUGUGAUCUAUAUAAUGCCUUAUAUCCCAAAAAGGAUACUCAAGAACCAAGCAAUCAGUCUCUCCAUAAGUCAUAUUUGAGAUUGACAUAAUAAAUCGACUAUGAAAAAAUACGACCUCUAAAUAUCCUCCAAGAAGCCUUGAAGUUAUUCAAAAAGCAAUAUAAAUCAGGUGAAAUUGACUACCAAUAUUUUAAUGAUUAAUUACGAUCAAUUAGAUAGGAUAUCAAUGUUUAAAAUAUUGAAAAUGAAUUCACGAUAAAAACAUAUGAAGCCAAUGCUUUGGCUAGUAUUGAAAAUCUGGAUCUGUACACCUUUGAAUAAUGCUAAAUGAAAUUGCUAGAAUUGUAUUUAAUGCCAAUUAAGGCCAAAAGGAAAUCAGAAUUCUUAUGCUACAUCAUUUUAUAUCAUGCACUCAAAGACAAUAAGGAUUAACUUAUUAAUAUUUUCAAUACCUAAUCAAUUGAUGCUGAAAAUGAUCUCAUUUAUUUUGCUUUGAAGUAUGCUAUUUAAAUCAAGUAAAUAGCAUGUGCUCAUAUUUGUCAACCAAAAACUAUUACAAAGUUUUUAGAUGCUUCUAUUAUGCUAGUAAUAAGAUGUCCAAAAUGAUUCAACCCUUUUUGCCCCAAAUAAGAAAGAGAUUCAUCAAAGAAUAAAAGAAAGGGUAUUGUAAUUUCUUAUUCGAUGUAGAUUGAUUGGAGAAGGAUCGACUCAAUAUUUAGCCGACAUUGCAUGGGAUGGAGACCUUAAAGCCUGUAUGUAAUUUAUUAGUGAAGAAUUAUGACAAGAAUGAGAUGAGCA